UUUCAUUUGCUCCGGGCUGUUGCGACGGUAACGGGAGGCCGAGUUGUGGAAGACGAAGCCGGGUUUGGGGUGCUAAGGUGGGGGUGGGGGGGAGGUUGUUCGGUUCCCCUCCACUCGUGGGCCGGCCUGAAAAUAGAAGGUGGGUGUGUGUGUGAAUAGAAAUGGGUCCUCACCAAUGGCGACCGUCGUAAUCCCGUAAUUUUGCCGUAAAGCCGUGGGAGUCUCCUGUCCGCUUUGCCUCAACCACAACCCUGCAAGGUGCCUUGCCGAACCAUGGCUAGCCAGCAUGACGAGAUGGGAAAAGAUGGGAGUUUUGCCAGCGAGGAUCUGGCUGCCGAAGCCAUGGCCGCAGACAUGGACUCCUGGGUGGUCUUUGACGCCCGCAAGACCCCCAAGGCUGAAUUUGAGGAAUGGCUCCAGACUUACCAGCCGUCUCGCGUCUCUCGUUAUGGCAACCCGGAGUGCAACACCGAGCCGGUGGGCUGGAUUGCCAUCUACGGCCCUAGCUUCUGUCCGGAAUCCGGCGACGUCGUAGGCCUUCAAGAGGAUUGGGAACGUUUACAACUUAGCGGGCGCCACGUGACUUUUGAAUCCAUCAAGGAGCUGGCCCUUAACCGGCGUGUCCUGACCGGCAAGUGGCUGAUGCAUCUGGACAGCGGCUUCAAAGUGGACCACGCUUGGUGCGGCAUCGCCCGGGCAGUCCUCGAAGGACGUGUCAGGGUGGCUAAGGUGAGCCCCUGCUGCCCCGACUCGGACCGCAAGCACGUGAUCUGCGUGUACACCGACGACUUCACCAACGAAGAGGAAGUGCUGUUGGCCGAUUCCGUGAUCCGGGCCACGGGGAUCAAGUGCCUCUUAUCUUACAAGCCCGAUGCUUACACCUACCUGGGCAUCUACCGUGACAACCGUUGGCAUCUGUGCCCCACCAUUUACGAAAGCCGGUUCGAUUUGGAAUGCGUCCCCCGUCGCUCCCGCAUCCUUAACAAGGUCAGCAACAGCGAAGUGACUUAAAACCCUCGUUCCUUGAACGCGCGAGACUCGCAGAGGGAACCGCACCAAGGCUGGGGACUACAAAUCUCAUCGUGCAGUGUUGACUCUCUUUUACUCGAGAGGAGGAAGAUUUGCCCGAUGCAGGUGGGCUGCGUCGAUGGGAUUUCUGCCUCCGUCACAGGGCGCUUCGUUCUGGCCGAGCCAGGUGUUUUUUUGUGUGUGUGUGACACGGGUGGCCAUCCGCAUUUACCACUAGACUGCUAAAAACUCUGCGUGCUGCAAUUUGAUUUAUUGCAAAAAGGGGCCGAACAAAUAAUCCCUACCCAUUUUUUUUUCGGCACACAAACAGUAGAAAGAUUUGAUUUGCUGCUGUCUCUUAAUGUCUGCCCAUCUAGGGAAUUUGGGG
Molecule: messenger RNA, 1396 nt
Organism: Ahaetulla prasina
Lineage: Eukaryota; Metazoa; Chordata; Lepidosauria; Squamata; Colubridae
Gene: C17H11orf68
Product: chromosome 17 C11orf68 homolog
Exons: 2
Coding region: 274-1011 (245 amino acids)
Source: RefSeq, a predicted model, not a curated record